GUGACCUCACAGGGCUCUCAGAGUGGUCUAGCCAGCAGCCCGGUAUAAAAUCUGCCAGCCAGAUGUUUCUUCGUCACAGUAAGCUGCUGUACAGCUUCCAAACACAGGCAGUAAAAUACUGAGAGAUAAAGGGAAUGUUCGCGUUCAGGCUCAUCUGGGUCAUUUGUUUCAUCUUGGAGGAAACUCAUGAAUGGGGUUUCAAGAACGGAGUACUGCACAACUCAAUAUGGCUCGAGCAAGCAGCAGGAGUCUAUCACCGAGAAUCACGCAAAGGGAAGUAUCAGCUCACUUAUAAGGAAGCAAAGGCCGUGUGCAAGUUUGAAGGUGGGAACCUGGCUUCAUAUGAACAGCUGGAGGCAGCUCGCAAAAUAGGCUUCCACGUGUGCGCAGCUGGAUGGUUUGAUAAAGCAAGAGUGGGCUACCCCAUCGUGAAGGCUGGUACCAACUGCGGCUUCGGAAAAGUCGGCAUCAUCGAUUAUGGCUACCGGCUCAACAAAAGCGAGAAAUGGGAUGUCUACUGCUACAACCCGACGGCAAAACAGUGUGGAGGUAUCUUGACGGAGCAGAGGAGAAUUAUACAGUCUCCUGGUUAUCCAGAUGAAUAUGAAGAUAAGCAGAUAUGCUACUGGCACAUCAGAGUGGGCUAUGGCCAGAAGAUAGUGCUGAAAUUCCUUGACUUUGAUGUGGAGGAUGACCUUGCCUGUCUAGCAGAUUAUCUGGAAGUCUACGACAGCUAUGAUGAUGUAUCUGGCUUCGCAGGAAGGUUCUGUGGAGAUGAAUUACCAAACGACAUCAUUAGUACAGGAAAUGUGAUGACGCUGAAGUUCUUGUCCGAUUCAUCUGUCACAGCAGGAGGCUUCAGACUUGAAUAUGUGACAGUGGACACACCAUCUUCCUUUGGCAACAACUCUUAUAGUUAAAGACAAAAGAAUGAUCAUGUAGGGUCGUCUGUGUUACCAAGAAACAAGAUUGAAAAAUGCAUUUUUAAAAUAUACUUUUUGCAAGACUGUAUAACAAGCAUUAAAUGCAUAAUUUAGUUAUGCACCCUGACCCUUAAGAAAAAUUAUUAUAUUUUUGUAAGAUGCCCAGAUAAGGUUUUAUAAUUGAAUACUGUUCCAUCUAAUUUUCUUUCACAAUUUACUGAAACGGAUUAAAAUUUUUUUCAACCUUUUGUCUUCAAGUAAUCAAA
Messenger RNA from Lepisosteus oculatus (spotted gar), 1189 nucleotides. RefSeq names its product tumor necrosis factor, alpha-induced protein 6 (gene tnfaip6). The record is from RefSeq and is a predicted model, not a curated record. Gene Ontology annotation, biological process: cell adhesion; negative regulation of inflammatory response. Lineage: Eukaryota; Metazoa; Chordata; Actinopteri; Semionotiformes; Lepisosteidae. Gene Ontology annotation, molecular function: hyaluronic acid binding.